UAGCAGCUGUCACCUCGUCCUGAUCACAACGUUGCGGCCGUAGAGUGGUAAGAUACCCUGACAGUAAUGGCUACGUCUGGAUCUUUAAAUGGCGUAGAAGCUCUUGUCUUCGACGUGUUUGGAACUGUUGUUGACUGGCGAGGAAGUGUUUCGUCGGCCCUGCACGACCAAUAUCCCGACUUUCAAGACGACUGGGUCGCUUUCACAAAUGAGUGGAGACAAGGAUACUAUCAGAAGACCCGUAAUGUUGCUGGCGGAGCCGCCGGCUCAACUAACGUUGAUGUUGUCCACCGUGAGUUAUUGGAUGAGAUGCUCAAGAAUGAGCGUUGGGCCCAUCUUGCUGGCAAAUGGGACGACGACAAUCGUCGUGAACUUGCAUUGAUGUGGCACAAGCUGAAUGGCUGGCCGGACACAACGGAAGGUUUGUAUGCUUUGAAGAAAAAGGCUAUUAUCGGUACUCUUUCCAAUGGAAGUGCGCGGCUACUAGUUGAUAUGGCCAAGCAUGCCGAUCUUCCUUGGGAUAUUGUCUUCUCUGGAGAUAUCUUGGAUUCGUACAAGCCAUGUAUCUAGGAGCAGCACAGCGCCUUUCCUUGACUCCGGACAAAGUCGCGAUGGUUGCUGCCCAUAUCUAUGACCUACGUGCUGCCGCCAGUCAUGGUCUGAAGACUGUUUACGUCCGCCGAUCUGGCGAGGACCCGGCAGAGAUUCGUGAUCAAGUGAAACCCAAAGCUGAAGGCGGAGAAGUGGAUGUAGUUGUGGACACUUUCCUUGAACUCGCUGAUGUCCUCUGAAUUUCAAUGUUUGAACAACAACUGCACAAGGAUCUCGUAUUCCAUACCCAAAUGCCCGCGUCAGUUUGAUGCACGGAUGACUAACAAUAUGUAUUCUUUACCGCUAACGGAUGUUUCAAUAUAUGUACGUAUCAUCAUGUGGUCGUUCGUGCGGGAUUGGUCGGACGAUGGUCGGAGGCGACCGGUUCUGGUGAGUACAUAAUAUUGUGCCUAUGUGUUGAGAGCUGAGUUCUCUCAGCUUUAGAUUUUGCUCUCCUUGCUUAUAGGCGUUCUGUUUCAUAGCGUUCUGUUUCAUAGUGCCCAGGAUGACUGAAGGCCCAAUCUUGGGUGGCGUGGAAGCAUUUCUAUUUGACGUUUUUGGGACCGUAGUUGACUGGCGCGGAAGUCUUGCUGAGGGCCUGCGUAAUGCUAAUCCACACCUCGAAGAGGGCAUGUUUUCAUAAGAUAUUCUUCCGUGCCAUCUAUUCAUUGCGUUUAUGGUUUG
Somion occarium is the source of this 1275-nucleotide messenger RNA. The record is from the annotation of a GenBank genome assembly. Lineage: Eukaryota; Fungi; Basidiomycota; Agaricomycetes; Polyporales; Cerrenaceae.